CUUGACUUGAACACGGAUAUUGGAUCCUUUCGUCGUUGUCGUGCUCCCCCCAGUAUGACCCAACUAGAAUCUACUGAACCCCACCUCUCAGCCACGGAAUUCUUCACGAAUUUCGUCUCACAGCGCAAACCGGCCAUAAUUACUGGCCUUCCAAACGACCCGUCCUUCGCUGCGCAAAAAUGGCCUUCCGAUCUCGACUAUCUGUCAUCAAAAGCGGGUGACACUAAGGUCCUCGUAGAGCCCAUGCACCCGACCACCCAGCAAUUUGGCACGGACGUGCAACGGAUCUCGAUGCCAUUCCGCGACUUCCUCCUGUCGCUCAAAAAUGACAAGGGCCCAUACCAGUAUCUGACGACGCAGUAUUCCGGGGAGGAGUGGGACGCGCUGACCGUCUUCUCACCGCCGACGGGCGCGUUGAGGGAUGAGUUUCCGGAGGUCCCGCGGAUCAUGGGAAACCUGUAUCUGCAGCAGGCAAACCUCUGGCUAGGGAAGUCAAAGGAUGGGACAUCGUCAGGUCUGCACCACGACUUCCACGACAACCUGUACUGUCUGCUGAAAGGACGCAAGCGCUUCGUCCUCUACCCGCCACAGGAGCAUGAAAACCUCUACCCGCACGGCACAGUGCACACCCUACACCAAAAUGGUGUCAUUGCGUAUGACAAGAUGCUUCGCGCAGACGGACUCGAUCAUCGAGUCGCACUCCGUACACGCGUUGCCGUUCUCAAAAGACAACUGGACGCCCUAGAAGUGAGCGGCGCCAAGUCAAAAGGUAAAGGAAAAGCGAAGGCAGCAACGAAAGAGAGGAAGGCCUUGGAGAAGGAGUACCUCAACUUGCGUGAGGAGCUGGAGGAGUUGGCGGAAGACGAGCAGUACGGGUUUCCGCUGGAUGAUGACGAGGAUGGCGUGGAGCGUGUCGAAGACGGCAGCGACCUCGGCUCGCUCGCUGGAGACCUGGAUGGUCAAGACGACUACGAGGCGCUCAUGGGCGAGGACAUGUUGGACGGAGGAUCUGUGAUGGGUGACGGUCAAGCCGGCGAGGCCUCAGAAGACAGUGAAAACCCGGAGGACCCGCCUUCAUUCUCCCGGAUCGCGACCGCGUUCCUACACAAGCAACUUGAUUUGCCCACAACGGCGGUCGCGCCGUCUGACUCCACGCCCGCAGACUUCCUAAACCUCGCCAAGGCGAGUCCUCCGUACGUCGUCGAACUUUCCGCAGGGCAGAUGUUGUAUCUCCCGGCCUCGUGGUGGCACGAAGUCACGUCAUCGUCGGAUGGCGAGGAGGACGUGCAUAUGGCGCUGAACUGGUGGUUCUAUCCGCCAGACGCGGAUAGCUUCGAGGAGCCAUACGCGGACAAGGUCGUCUGGGAUCAUCUCAGAGAGACUGGGCGGAAGCACGAGAAGGAGCUGGAUUCAGCGAGCAAUGAAGGAAAGAGAAAGCGCGAGGAUGGCCAUGAGUCACCGGCGAAAAAGCCGAAGAAGUAGGUCUAUGGCCGUAAACCUCUUCUCCCUUUGUAUGUCUGCUCGGAUGUCUUACUACCUGCAGACGUAUUCAUUUUGAUGCCGUUCCAGAGUCGUCCUUCUUCUGCAGUUCAUGUGCUCUCUAAUACAUCUAGCAUCUGUGUUUUCGUCGGAGACGUGCUUGAGUGCAUACAGAGGCGAGGGUGACGCGGGCGACACCGCCGGUGUAACUCGCAAUGUGGCGAACA
This is a messenger RNA of Fomitopsis serialis, 1706 nucleotides long. Its product is annotated as cupin-like domain-containing protein. The record is from RefSeq and is a predicted model, not a curated record. Gene Ontology annotation, molecular function: 2-oxoglutarate-dependent dioxygenase activity. NCBI's taxonomy places the organism in Eukaryota, Fungi, Basidiomycota, Agaricomycetes, Polyporales, Fomitopsidaceae. The transcript has 3 exons. Bases 55 to 1482 code for a protein of 475 amino acids.